AUGUUUGCAGUGUGCCAGCAAGACAUCCCCCUGAACGCUCCGUUCCAUGAGGGCAAGCGGGACCCCACGCUGGGCACGGCCUUCCUCGCUGAACGGGAGCUCAGGCAGGACAAGAAUUUCAACUUUGUGGCAGAAGGGUAUGACAGCAACGAGAACUGGAGCCAGGCGGUGGUUGGGACCCGGAUGGAGGGGGACUCCGGCCAGAUAGAAAACACGACAAAUCCAGCCGAUAAUCUGGUGUUAUUAGUGCAGAGACAGACAGCUCAGGGCAGGCUUAGGGACGCUGCCCGGGGGCUGAAGUCAGACGAGCUGGGCCUCUCUGAGGAGGAUGUGCGCAGCCCCCCCAAGCGAGCCGAGCUCAGCGGUGCCGAGAAGGAGAAAGCGGCUACCGAGGACACGGCCAAAGAGUGUGGCAAAUUGGCUGGCUCCCCCUUAGAGGACAAUGGCUAUGCCAGCAGCUCCCUCAGCAUCGACAGCCCCGACAGUAGCACCGGCAAUGCCUGGGAGGCACCCGCUGCUGCCACCAAAGACCUGAGGAACCAGCCAGCGCCUCAGGGGCCCGACGCUGAUCCCGAAAACUCCUCCGACUCAGACACUGUCUUCCCGGUGCUGGCCGAGGCCUUCCAGAACCUCCAGGACAAGAUGAGAUUCAAGGAGCGGGAGAAGGAGAAACACCACAUCCACCUGGUGAUGUAUCGGCGCCUGGCCCUGCUGCGCUGGAUCCGCGGCCUCCAGCAGAAAGUGGUGGACCAGCAGAACCGGCUGCAGGAGAGCUUCGACACCAUCCUGGACAACCGCAAAGAGCUCCUCCGGUACAUCCAGCAGGGCGUGGUGUGCCCCAAAGCACCGGCUCACGCUGGCCUGUGA
Emys orbicularis (European pond turtle) is the source of this 867-nucleotide messenger RNA. RefSeq names its product chromosome 23 C1orf216 homolog (gene C23H1orf216). The record is from RefSeq and is a predicted model, not a curated record. The transcript has a single exon. Lineage: Eukaryota; Metazoa; Chordata; Testudines; Emydidae. Bases 1 to 867 code for a protein of 288 amino acids.